UCCAACAACUUUGUCCUUUCCCAUUUCCCCCCCUCACCACUUCUCUCUCUGAUCGCCGCCUACCGUUUCUGUUUUCGAAUUCGAAGCAUCCAUGGCCGCCUCCGCCGAAGACCAGCAACCGGAAUCUGUGCCGGAUUAUCCUCAGAUGAUCGUGGCUGCGAUUGAGGAGUUGAAUGAGAAGGAUGGAUCUAGCGAAGACGACAUUUCGAGGCACAUAGAGACCGCAAACGGCGGCGUUCCUCCGUCUCACCACGCGCUGCUUAUUCACAGCCUCGAAACGAUGAUACAGAGCGGCCAGCUUGUUUUGGUGAAGAAUAACUACAUGAAGGCCGACGCAAAUGCUCCGCCGCGCCGAGGUCGCGGCCGUCCCGCAAAGCCUAAGACGGCCUCACCUACUGAAGCACAGGUUUCAGGUCCGCCCCGUCAGCGUGGCCGCCCUCCUAAGCCCCGUGACCCUCUAGCUCCGGAGAGUUCUUCUAUGAAAAAGGCAUCUGCUUCUAUUCCUGGCCGGAAACGAGGAAGGCCGCCUAAGGUAACCCCCACUGCUGCUGCUGCUGCACCGCCGGCAGUGAGCGGUGCUCCGGUUGCUCCCCGAGGGAGAGGGAGGCCGCCGAAGGUGAACCCGGCCUUGGCUGCAACAGUUGGAGCAUAAUAAUGAUACUUGUUGAAUUAAAAGUAGCUUUAGUGAUCAGCUCUUAUUAUUCUGUCUUUUUUUGCAUUUAGUCCUUGUGCUUUUGUUUAAUUUAAAUGUCGUACCCUGUUAACUUUGUUAAGUAGAUAUCCAUGUAUGUAUAUGUCUGGAUGAGGCAAACUGAGUCAGCGGCUUUAUAGGCCAUUGUUGGUUAUCACUGCUCUAUGUGUUCCUUAUUUUGUUCUGCUCUUUCCCGUUUUGGUGAGUGAUAAUGAGAAUGGAAAUUGAUGUUGUGUGCUCUCGUUUAGAUAGAAUAUAUUUAGAUAGAAUACAUAUAAGGCUUUUUAUAUGUAUAUGCUUUAUUAUGGGCUCCGAGAUAGAAUAUAUUUAGAUAGAAUACAUAUAAGGGUUUUUAUAUAUAAGGGUUUUUAUACGUAUAUGCUGUAUUAUGGGCCUAUUGACCCGUACUUGUAAAUGCUAGUAUAUCCUACGCUCAAUUCUACUUACAACAUUUUAUUAGCACGUUUGCCCUACCCUACUUUCUCCCCGCCUCUUGCCGUUCCUCUUUUCUAGAAGGUGAUUUGUUUUUGGCUGGAAUUGAUAAUCUUUGUUUUUGGAGCAUCCAUUUAAUUGAUGAUCUUUUAUUGAGGAAUAUCCCUGCGAUUUAAUUUUUUUUCAGACAUGUGAAAUAUAGCCUGUAAACACCAAUAUUGUAUUCUCAGAUCAUUUUAAGAGAUAUACU
Cuscuta europaea is the source of this 1373-nucleotide messenger RNA. The record is from the annotation of a GenBank genome assembly. NCBI's taxonomy places the organism in Eukaryota, Viridiplantae, Streptophyta, Magnoliopsida, Solanales, Convolvulaceae.